CGCGCGCGCGGCUGAAGCGCGUGCAUGAUCGCAGAUCUGAUCAUCAUCUGCGCGUCACCGACUCUCUUCAUCAGGGGUCCGGUUGUAAGAGCCGUUAUGGGGCGUAAGGAGAUUGUCUGCAGCUGGAAGAAAAGCACCGAUAACAUCAAAGACAUCUUUGAUUUCAAAGAAGUUCUGGGAUCGGGCUCAUUUUCUGUGGUCUACCUGGUGAGAGAGAGAAAGACUGGGAACUUCUAUGCCCUGAAAUGUGUGAAGAAAAAACAGUUACAUCAUUCAAACUUGGAGAAUGAGAUCAAAGUGUUGAGGAGGAUAAAACAUAGUAAUGUGGUGAGGCUGGAAGAUUUCUACGAAACCAGAACACACUAUUAUCUGGUCAUGGAACUGGUGUCCGGUGGAGAGCUGUUUGACCGUAUUCUGGAGCGAGGUUCUUAUACAGAGAAAGAUGCCAGUUGUGUGAUCAAACAGGUCCUGGAGGCCGUUUCCUAUCUGCAUCAGAACAGCAUCGUCCACAGAGACCUGAAGCCUGAGAACCUGUUGUACUACAGUCCAGACAAGAACGCCAAGAUCAUGAUCAGUGACUUCGGCCUUUCCAAGAUGUCUGACGUGAUGUCAACAGCCUGUGGAACGCCGGGAUACGUGGCUCCUGAAGUUCUGGCACAGAAACCGUACAGUAAAGCUGUCGACUGCUGGUCCAUCGGUGUCAUUACAUACAUCCUGUUGUGCGGCUACCCGCCAUUUUAUGAAGAGAAAGAAACACGUCUUUUCUCCAAAAUAAUGAAGGCAGAAUAUACGUUUCACUCGCCGUACUGGGAUGACAUCUCUGAAUCAGCGAAAGACUUCAUCAAACACAUGCUGGAGAAAAGCCCACAUAAACGCUUCACCACAGAUCAAGCGCUCGCUCACCCAUGGAUCAUUGGAGACACGGCGCAUAAUGACAACAUUUAUCAGUCUGUGUGUGAACAGAUGCAGAAGAACUUUGCCAGAUCUAAAUGGAAGAAAGCCAUUAAUGCGUCAGUAGUGGUGAGUCACAUGCGACGGCUUCAGCUUGCUCACACUGACCCAGCGGUUCCCGAGGUGCCGCCGCUCAUCGCGGUUCUGGAUGUGUCGUCGCCUGGACCGCCCUCUGACGAGUUCAACACCAACGGAAACCCUUCCUGCAGUCACAUGGGCCUGGCGCCUCACAGUGAUGUCAUCAGGGGGUGUGGCCCGCUCAAGGCCUGUAACAGCGUGCCUAUAAACACGCUGGUCGUCACGGAGACGGGACAACAUGCAUAUCACUCAGAGUCCGAGCUGCCCUGCGCCGCUCACGGAUCAGAGAGAAUGACACAUGGUAUAGAUGGGCGUGGACGGUCCCUGCAGACUGGAGUCUGCUCUGUGAUGUAAUCAGCUGACUGUUGAUUGACAGCUGUCACUCAAUUUAAAUUGUCCUGCUGUUGUUGGAUGAUGAAGAUGUUGUGUGAGUUUCUCUGGGGGUCCCACGACUGAAGGACUCGCUACCUGAAUUGAGAGCUGUGCGAGUGCCAACCGCACACACACACACACACACACACACACACACACACACACACACACACACACACACACACACACACACUCUCUCUCCUGUGAAUAUGUCGUUUGUAUGUAUUCAGGAGACUGUGAAUAUAAUUUCACUCAGGAAUUCAGUCUGAUGCAGCGUUGAGACCGUCGGCUGUUUAUUUUCAUAUUUCUGCUGUUCAUAUUCAUGUAGAAUAUUCAUAUUUGGGCUUAUCUUGGGAAGACUUGGCAUGCUGUGAUUCACAUGUGAUGUCGGAUCAUACUGGAUGUGCCACUGUUACACUGUAAUACUUUCUUUAUUGAAACAAAGACUUGCACUCAUUGAUAUAAUCUUGAGAUGUUUAUAUGAUAUUAUAUGAUAUGAAUGUAGUCUUAUUCAAAUAAAAGUGAAUUUAGGGGCUUAUUAAAGUGUUAAGACACACCUCUGCUGUAACC
This is a messenger RNA of Xyrauchen texanus (razorback sucker), 1971 nucleotides long. Its product is annotated as calcium/calmodulin-dependent protein kinase type 1D-like. Gene Ontology annotation, biological process: peptidyl-serine phosphorylation. Gene Ontology annotation, cellular component: intracellular anatomical structure. NCBI's taxonomy places the organism in Eukaryota, Metazoa, Chordata, Actinopteri, Cypriniformes, Catostomidae. The coding region runs from base 25 to 1383 and encodes 452 amino acids. The transcript has 13 exons. Gene Ontology annotation, molecular function: calmodulin binding; ATP binding; calcium/calmodulin-dependent protein kinase activity. The record is from RefSeq and is a predicted model, not a curated record.